Messenger RNA from Penicillium roqueforti, 756 nucleotides. RefSeq lists its product as uncharacterized. The record is from RefSeq and is a predicted model, not a curated record. The transcript is spliced from 2 exons. Bases 1 to 756 code for a protein of 251 amino acids. Lineage: Eukaryota; Fungi; Ascomycota; Eurotiomycetes; Eurotiales; Aspergillaceae.
AUGCCUCCGUUCUCGAAGAGCGGCCUCCAGGUACUUGCUGGCAAGUACCUGGCUGGUCCUCUUCUGAAGUGGGACGAGAUGUCCCUGUUUGACCAGUUGUUUGCCGCGGGCUCGGAGCCCGAAAUGUCUGUCCUGGCAUGGGAGCUGACCGAGCUCCUUUGCAACAUGGUCAUUGUCGUGGGGCCCGGCUCCCCCGAAGCCUUUCUCCUCCGUGUCGUCCUCGCUCCCGAGUUUGCGUGGUUCGGCUUGCACUGGGCAGGGAUGCCACACCCUGCCCAGGUGUCCACGUACCCCUCCGAGCUCCUGGGGCUCCUCCACUCCCGCCCCCUGGCCGCAUCUGCGGCCUUCCACCAAAACCUGGGGUUCGGCGACGAGUGGGAGUCCCUCGUCUGCUGUCUGUGGGCUCACCUGGAGCCCCGCAUCUCCUACCUCCCCGCCGGCCAGCUGCAGUUCGCAGCUGGCAACGAAAAUGACAUCCUUGACCGAAUGGGGGAUGUCGAGUAUCCCCCUUCGCCUGUUCGGGAGGAUCUGGAGGGUGUGCUGCCCAUGGAGGGCGUUGAUUUUGUGCCGGUCUCCGGUGUCUACAUUGACACCAUGGUCCGGGAUGUCUCCCCGGACAUGGAUGUUUGCGCAGAGUCUGGGGCCGUGUCUGCCUUCGCCCCCCCUGCUCUGACUGUGCCUUCCUCCGUCCCUCCGGUGGUGCCCUCCCUCCCCGUGGCCGCCCCCGCCACCAACAAGUACCGGCAACGGUACUAG